Molecule: messenger RNA, 2742 nt
Organism: Dufourea novaeangliae
Lineage: Eukaryota; Metazoa; Arthropoda; Insecta; Hymenoptera; Halictidae
Exons: 12
Coding region: 36-2447 (803 amino acids)
Source: RefSeq, a predicted model, not a curated record
UAAUGUCAACACGAAGCUAAUAAUUUUAUCAAAAAAUGGAAUACUUCGACUCGAAGAUGUAUUGUCUGGUGAUCGUGUGCCUCUGUUGUUUGGGCGUUGUCGGUCAGUAUGAAUGGCAACCCAGAGAUGCAUUCGACGAAAUUCGUUUAAAAAUGGACAAACUCAACGAAGAGAAUUGUCCUAUUCAGCAUCUAGGAGACCUUUAUUUACCAGAGGACUCGGUCUCUCAUUUGCCCGACAUCAAAGAUAUCAACAUUAAUCCUGUGUUCCCGAAUAGAACCGCUUUGUUACAUCUUCAUAACAUGGCACUUAGUCGAUCUUUCUUCUGGAGUUACAUUCUACAGUCACGAUUCAUACGUCCAGCGAUCAAUGAUACGUACGAUCCGGGCAUGAUGUAUUAUUUCUUGUCGACUGUUGCCGAUGUUUCCGCGAAUCCGUAUAUAAAUGCUUCGGCUAUCUAUUUUUCUCCAAACAUGUCCUACUCCCCAUCCUAUAGGGGUUUUUUUAACAAAACCAUGCCCAGAUUUGCUCCAAGAACAUUCAGAGCAGACGAUUUCAACGAUCCAAUACAUUUGGAGAGAAUAUCUACGAGAAACACAUUCACUGUGCAAGAUCUUGGAGCUUUUCCAAGUGAUAGUCUAAGUCACGAUUAUACAACCGAUUAUUAUCGUAUAAAUGAAUGGUUCAAAAAAUGGUUACCGGACAAUGUUGAGAAGAGACACGAUACCAAAACCACGUACCAAGUUGAAAUUCGGUAUUCUAAUAACACCAAUGAAACAUUCACAUUUCACGGACCACCAGGUGCUGACGAAUAUCCCGGUCCUGUAAAGUGGACAAGACCUUAUUUUGAUUGUGGUAGGUCAAAUCGUUGGCUGGUUGCAGCUGUUGUACCUGUUGCAGAUAUCUAUCCGAGGCACACAGGGUUUAGACACGUGGAAUAUCCAACAUAUACCGCUAUAUCUGUAAUAGAGAUGGAUUUCGACAGAAUAGAUAUAAAUCAAUGUCCUAGAGGGAAAGGGAAUAGUGGACCGAACAGAUUCACGAACACCGCAAGAUGUAAACCGGAAACGACCGAGUGUGAACCAUUACACGGUUGGGGCUUUCGUAGAGGUGGAUAUCAAUGUAGAUGUAAACCAGGUUUUAGACUACCGACUGUAGUACGUCGUCCAUAUCUCGGAGAAAUUGUGGAAAGGGCGACGCAAGAACAGUACUACAAUGGAUUUGAUUGCACUAAGAUAGGAUGGAUUCAUAAGAUGCCUGUACAAUGGGAAAAAGCGAAACCGCACGUUAGAGAAAAAUAUCUGGAACAGUUUUACCAUUAUAGAAAUUAUUCCACAGGUCCAGAAGCUCUGAGAUCCGCGAAAACAAAUAUCGAUCAAGCGCUUAAAUUUAUUUUGAGCAUAAAUUCACGAACUUGCAAAACUUACACACUAGAGGAGUUAACAUUGCGUGGUGAUAUAGGUUUUGGCGUUAAAGAAUUCUUUGAAAACGAGGCAAAAAUGGCGGCACGAUUAGCAAAUUUCAUUAGCGCGUUUUUACAAAUUUCGGAUCCUCAAGAAGUUUACUCGGGCAAAAGGGUUGCCGACAGACCUCUCACAGAGGAUCAAAUGAUCGGAGAAACUUUGGCUCUGGUUCUUGGGGAUACGAAAAUAUGGGGUGCCGGAACAUUUUGGGAUCGUAACAAGUUUACGAAUAGAACAUUUUUCGCUCCGUAUGCGUAUAAGACUCAGCUAAACACACGAAAAUUCAAAGUUGAAGAUUUAGCGAGGCUUAACGAUACAGACGAAGCCUAUACGAAAAAAAGUUACUUCCAAGUAUUGAAACAAAGAUGGGCGACAAAUUUUGACGAGUUGGAGAAGUAUUAUAUGAAAAUAAAGAUUCGAUACAAUGAAACUGGGGAAUAUUUGAAAAAAUACGAACAUUAUCCAAACUCUUACAGGGCAGCAAACCUGAAUCACGGUCACUGGACAACUCCGUAUUUCGAUUGUAACGGAAAAGUGAAGAAAUGGGUAAUUACCUAUGCAUCCCCAUUUUUCGGUUGGGACAGUCUGAAAGAGAAACUGGAAUUCAAAGGCGUUGUGGCUGUUACUAUGGACCUGCUUCAGCUUGACAUUAACCAAUGCGACGAUGUGUUCUACGCGCCAAAUGCAUUUAAGGGUACCCACAAAUGCGACAAAAAAACGUCAUACUGCACACCUAUUCUUGGCAGAGGUUUUGAAACAGGUGGCUACAAAUGUGAAUGCAAACAAGGUUUUGAAUAUCCAUUUGAAGAUUUGAUCACGUAUUAUGAUGGUCAAUUGGUAGAAGCUGAAUUUAGUAAUCUAGUUAACGACCAAGAAACAAGGUACGAUAUGUUCAAAUGCCGGCUAGCUGGUGCGUCGACGAGCGAUGUUAGCUGGGUACUGUUACUUGCAACGGCAAUGUUGUAUUAUUUGGUUAGGCGUUAAUAGAAUAAGUUAUCGCGGUCGAUACAAUUUACAGAGUACGUUAUAGUAGAUAUAUCAUUACAAUACAAUUCCGUCCGCUCGAUACGCUUACGGUAGACUAGAAGCAGUAGGAUCCGUCCAAUUUACGUACAUACGAAUUGUCAAGUUUAAUUUCUUAAGAUUAUAGUACUACGUUGAAACUCGGGGUGAGUAAACGUUAAGAAGGAUACAGAUUUUUCGUUAAACAUGCCCUAUCGCGCGAGUUUGAAAAGAAAUUGAGGGAACCAAAUAGUUCAUGCUCUUGAACUAUUUUUUU